GGCUGGUUGUUCCGAGGGAGCAUGAGUGGGUUAUUAAAGACCGGCCGGUUGAGCUUGCUGGUUUAAAGCUCGAUUACCUUCAACUGCCCUUCCUUCCCGUCCCCAGCCAGAUGGGAGUUCUCCGUCUUCGGGCCCUACCCCAUUUUAUUCCCGUUGUACCCGUCUGUGGUUGUGUACACAGCGUAGCAACGGAUCCCCGAUGCCUCAGGGGGAUCGGUGGCCUUACUGCCAGGAAUUCAGAGUAUUUCUUCGGGUUUUGACCCAAUUUCCUGAUAAACAGCAUGUGACUUGUCUUACUGCCGGCACAUUCCUGACAAGGACAGCUGUGCCUUCAGUCCCCAGCUCUCAUGAGCGUGUCUCGUAGUGGAGCACUCACUGCACGAUGUGACUUCCAGGAUUUGGACGCAGUGUCACGGAGCCAUUAGCAGUGGAGCGUGCUGCAGGAGCUGCUUUUGGGAACACCUUUUGAGUGGCAAACCACUCUCGAAUGAGUGGCAAAGGCUGGAUUGGAACCCGGGGCCACCUGACUUCCCAGCCCGAAUUGCUGUCUGAUUUACUUCAGUUUGCUCAGGCCGUGGCGUCGCUUCAAACAGUAUGUUUCUGAAAGAGAAAGUCAGUGAACCUGUAACCGGCAGGCUGGUUCCAAAACACAGGACCUAUUUUUACUCUUUGCUUUUCACUGACUCAUCCAGCGGUUCUGAGACUCUCCCCAGACCGUCUGCUGCCACCCUUGAAGAUUCUGCCCAGCUGGGAGGAAGUUCCGUCCCUCUUCCUUCAUCCAGGUUGCCAGACAGUUGGCAGCCAGCCCUCAGGCAAGGGUCUGCAGCCCUUGCAAACACAACAGGACAGAUGGCGCGAAUGCUGAAAAACUAAGGCACAGAGAGGUGAAAUACUUGACCAAAGAUGACCUACAAAGCGGAGGGAGAGCUGGCCGAGAGCUCAGGCGGCCUGAUAACCACACCGAUGCGCUUCCCAAGACGGUGCCCAUGCGAGCGAGGCUGAGCCGACUGCUCCAGAAUGAGCCACAGCUCUGAGAAGAGGAAGUAGAAACCCAGCUGGCUCUCCGUUAUGGCUUGUGAACCGCAGAUGGAGCCCGGUGGGGCGGCAGGCCCCAUGCCACCCUCCUCCCCCAGCUGGAGCGCCCUGCCUGGGGGGAGCCCUCCCGGCUGGGGGCAAGGGCUGCACAAUGGACAGGUCCUCACGGUUCUCCGGAUCGACAACACCUGUGCGCCCAUCGCCUUCGAUCUGGGGGCCGCCGAGGAGCAGCUGCAGACCUGGGGCAUCCAGGUCCCCGCCGACCAGUACCGGAGCCUGGCCGAGAGCGCCCUCCUGGAGCCCCAAGUCAGAAGAUACAUCAUCUACAACUCGCGGCCCAUGCGGCUGGCCUUUGCCGUGGUGUUCUAUGUGGUGGUGUGGGCAAACAUCUACUCCACCAGCCAGCUCUUCGCCCUGGGGAACCACUGGGUGGCCGUGCUGCUCGUGACCCUGGCCGCGGUCAGCCUGACCCUGGCUCUCGUGCUCAUCUUUGAGAGACACCAGAGGAAGGCCAACACCAACACGGACCUGAGGCUGGCGGCCGCCAACGGAGCACUCCUGAGGCACCGGCUGCUGCUGGGGGUGACGGACACGGUGGAAGGCUGCCAGAGCGUGAUCCAGCUCUGGUUUGUCUACUUCGACCUGGAGAACUGUGUGCAGUUCUUGGCUGACCAUGUUCAAGAAAUGAAGACUAACCAAGAGUCCUUGCUGAGACGCAGACUGAGCCAGCUGUGCGUUGUCAUGGAGACUGGGGUGAGCCCCGCCGCGGCUGAGGAGCUGGAGGACCCGAUGGAGGAAGCUCCUCUCCUGCCCAGCAGGCCUGAGCCCCAGGAGAGGCCGCUCAUGCAGACCGAGCUCCACCAGCUUGUUCCCGAGGCUGAGCCGGAGGAGAUGGCCCAGCAGCUGCUGGCGGUGUUCGGCGGCUACUACAUCCGGCUCCUGGUGACCUCCCAGCUCCCCGAGGCAGGGGGCACACGGCACAUGGACUCCCCGAGGGUUCCGUGCCCCUGCCAGUUCAUAGAGGCCCACAUCCUGGGCACAGGGUGCUGCCCGUUCCUGGCCAGGUGACCUGAGGACAAAGGGACUCAUCUUCCUCUGAGACUGAAGGGGGGACGUCAGCGAGGCCUCGGGAGCUGAUCCUUGGGGAGGAGAGAAGCGUCUGGGGGCCCUCCGAAGGCUGUCAGUAACGUCAGCAAUGGGGGUGUCUCGUCACUCCACGACUCUUGACAGAAGUGGCUUGUUGACAUCCCACGUGGAGCCCUGGCCUUUCCGGAAGCUGAGGGUUGCCGGGCUGGUCCCGCGCCAAGUCACUCUAUGCUGCUGGGAACCACGGGCAUGAAUGGAAGCUUUCUCCCCCAUCCCUUCCAUUGUCUGGACACCCAGGAAAUGUGAAGAUGACCCGACGGGGCCACACAGGUGUCCGAGGCUCGGCCUCAGAGACGCUCCCAUCUCCAGCCCCUUCGUGUCAGAUGGGGAACGGAGGCUUCGGGAGGACACUGCUCCUGGUGGCAUUGCCUCGGGCCCCUAACAUGAUAAGACUGCCUCUUCCCAAUCGGAUGCAAAGAAGUCAAGUGGCAGAAUGUUCUCCAUUUUUAAGUUUUUCUUCUUCUGUAUUCUGUGAAAAACAGUGACACCUGUGUUUACUGUCUGCGGGCACACAGUCUUCCAGGGACGGAGGAAAGAAACCAAUAGCACACAGCUGUCAAUGGGAACAUUUGAACAGGAGCGAGGCUGGCUGACUGGAGGACGUAUUUGGUUCAAAGGCAGGCUGCUGGUGGUUGUGGUUUUACACUGCAGGUGGAGAGCAACGGCCCUGUGUUCUGACACUAACACUCUCCUGGAAGGAAGCAUAAUCUGUCACUCGCCGAGCUCCAUGGGGAGCUCAGGCUUCCAGGUUCUCUGUUUCGGAACAAGUUCGAAGACCCCUCAUUCCAUAGGCCCCAAUUUCACAGCCCUGGCCUGGCAUGUAAGGGUUCCCUAGCCCCUAAGACCCAGCCUUCCUCUGCAAUUUUGGCUGCAUCUCCCACAAAACUCCCUCAUGAGGUCAAACUUCUUCCUGGACUGACGUGUCUAUUCUUUUCCAUCUGUUGAACUCCUAUGCAUGCUUCAAAGCCCAGUGUUACUUACCCCUCUUUCAGGAAGCCUUCAAUACAGCCAGCCCUGCUCCUCUCUGCCUCCUGUAAAUUCUUGAUGUAGCCGCUGCCUUUACUGACGUUUUAAGUUAUUGAUUCUAUUUUCCUGUGCACAUGCCUGUUUUUCUAGCUAGACUAUAAACUCCUCAAAGACAAAGAUUGCUCCUUGUCCUCUUUGUGCAUGAUCUGGACCUGCUACAGGAAAAAAAAUCCUGUGGAUUGAGUGCUUUGUCAUCUCCGUAGUAGCUUUUGCCAAUUGCUGUCUCUAUUCAGUUGAAUGAUGAGGUUGGCACAGACCUGGCUUCUGGUCCUUAGCCACCCCUUCUAACUGUGUGACUUUCGGCUGGUCCUCAGUUCACCCAUCUGUAUAAUGGGUAGAUUGGAAGAUUCUUAAUGGCUCUUCCAAGCCAAAGUUCUGGGAAUUUCCAGCUUUUUCUGCUCCAUCUAGCCCUUGGCCUGUUUAUCUGUUCUCUUCUGCCUUUAUCUACGUGUAGAAAGGUCCUGCAGCCCCACACGGCCAAGGUGUCCCAGACCUCCUGCUCCUUUGGACGGAACACUGGCCUAGCUAGCAGGAGACCUGGAUUCUCAUCCCAGAUCUGCUGCUUCCUAGCUGUGUGACCUUGGCUAGCUCGCUUAACCUCUCUGAGUGUCAAUUCACUCCUUUAUAAGUGGAUCUAGUGAACAUGAAAUGUACUCAUGCCGGUGACUUGCCCUGUUAAGAGAUGAAUCUGUUUGCUUUCUCUGGGCUGGAGAAGAGAAAUCAAGUGUGUAGACCAGCCCUUUGCAAGUGGCUGUUCUAGGCAUUUCUCUGAGGGCAGCUUUGCUGAAUGAGAAUUAUUCAUGAAGGCGAUCACUGUCUCUCUCACCUGCCUCAGAGGAAAUAGGAGCUGUGAAUGCAAUCAGUAAAGGCCCAUAUUUAUUCUCUAAACCGUGAAACCCCGGUAAGUGUAAUACCAGAAUAAAAAUGUGUGCGUUAAAUGGCAAAACAGCCAUUUUUCCAUUUUAAGGCUUCCUUAAAGAGCCCUUGGUGUGUUCUUUGCUGCCUUUCCCUCUCUUUAGAGUUUCCGAUGGUCUCACCUGGUGGCUGGGCAUUCAGGGGUGCCCACGACACACAUUUUUUUUUGCACUUGUGCCUCAGUUUCCUCGUUGAGAAGACUCUGUGACCUCUGUCUUGCCUGCGUCUCAGAGUCGCUGUGAAGAUCAGAGUCCACAAAGGAGGAGGCGCUGUAAGAUUGAAGGCUCUGCGUUAGUGACACGGGCGCGUGGCGAGGGGGCUUGCAUUCUAGAGUCACAUUCACUCAGAUCCAAGUUCCGCCACUUUAGGAGCAGCGUCCUGCCCGUCCUUGGGUCUCACUCCUCCUGUGUGGAAUGGGGUAAGAAUACCUACCUCAUACGUCAUUGUGAAGAUUAAGUGGCACCAAAAUUGUAAAAGGCUUGCAACUUUGAGUUGCAAGCUUUUGUAAGAGCUGAAUAAAUUGUGGCUAUUUUUUUUUUAAA
This is a messenger RNA of Equus quagga, 4664 nucleotides long. RefSeq names its product transmembrane protein 268 (gene TMEM268). The coding region runs from base 1069 to 2103 and encodes 344 amino acids. The record is from RefSeq and is a predicted model, not a curated record. The transcript has 10 exons. Lineage: Eukaryota; Metazoa; Chordata; Mammalia; Perissodactyla; Equidae.